This is a messenger RNA of Daucus carota subsp. sativus, 465 nucleotides long. Its product is annotated as GEM-like protein 4. NCBI's taxonomy places the organism in Eukaryota, Viridiplantae, Streptophyta, Magnoliopsida, Apiales, Apiaceae. The record is from RefSeq and is a predicted model, not a curated record. The transcript is spliced from 2 exons. Bases 1 to 465 code for a protein of 154 amino acids.
AUGGCGAAGACCGAGAGAAUAGGAUCCAAGAUAAGUACAACCGUGAAAGGAAAAUUGAGUCUGGGAGCGAAAAUCAUACAAGUAGGCGGAGUAAAGAAGAUAUUCAAACAAAAUUUUAAUGCCAGAGAAGGAGAGAAACUAUUGAAGGUUUCUCAGUGUUAUCUGUCCACAACAGCUGGUCCAUUAGCAGGCUUACUCUUUGUAUCCACCGAGAAAGUUGCCUUCUGCAGCGAAAGAACAAUGAAAGUUUUUUCUCCGAAUGGGGAGUGUAUCAGAGUGCAUUACAAGGUUGCAAUCCCUCUCGGAAAGAUCAUGAGAGCUAGCGAAAGUGAAAAUGUGAAGCAACCAUCAAGAAAGUAUAUAGAAAUAGUGACACAUGAUAAUUUCGAGUUCUGGUUUAUGGGGUUCUUGAAUCAUCGGAGGACCAUCACAUACAUUCAGAAAGCAGUUUUUCACGUUCAAUGA